CAAAACUAUGGCAAAUAAGAGGAGCCAAACUUGGUCGCCCGUCUGGUAUCCCCGCGGGGUCCCGUGGCGACUGACUGAGCGCUUAGCCCAUGGCGCUCUACGAGCUCUUCUCUCACCCUGUCGAGCGCGGCUACCGCGCCGGGCUCUGCUCCAAAGCCGCGCUCUUCCUGCUGCUGGCCGCCCUGCUCACCUACAUCCCGCCGCUGCUGGUGGCCUUCCGGAGCCACGGGUUCUGGCUGAAGCGGAGCAGCUACGAGGAGCAGCCGACCGUGCGCUUCCAGCACCAGGCGCUGCUCGUGGCCCUGCUGGGACCCGAGCGUGGCGGGGUCCUCGCCUGGAGCACGUUCCCCGCCUUCAACCGGCUGCAGGGGGAUCGCCUGCGCGUCCCGUUCGUGUCGACUAGAGAAGAAGACAGGAACCAGGACGGGAAAAUGGACAUGCUGCACUUUAAACUGGAGCUUCCCCUGCAGUCCUCGGAGCAUGUUCUUGGCGUGCAGCUCCUCCUGACCUUCUCCUACCAAUUACACAGGAUGUCGACGUUUGUGAUGCAGAGCAUGGCGCUUCUCCAGUGCUCCUUCCCUGUCCCCGGGUCCCAGGUGUCUGUGAACGGAGACCUGAGGCUGCAGCAGAGGCAGCCGCUCAGCUAUGGUGGCCUAGACGUCCGCUACAAUGUAUCCGUGAUCAAUGGAACCAGCCCUUUUGCCUUCGACUAUGACCUCACCCGCAUUAUUGCUGCCUACAAGGAAAGGAACGUUACCACCACUCUGAAUGACCCCAACCCCAUCUGGCUGGUGGGCAGGGCCGCUGAAGCUCCCUUUGUGAUUAAUGCUGUCAUCCGAUACCCUGUGGAAGUUAUUUCUUAUCAACCAGGAUUCUGGGAAAUGAUAAAGUUUGCCUGGGUCCAGUAUGUCAGUAUCCUCCUCGUCUUCCUCUGGGUGUUUGAAAGAAUCAAGAUAUUUGUGUUUCAAAAUCAGGUGGUGACCACAAUCCCUGCAACAGCAAUGCCUUGUGGACAAGGGUAUAAGGAGCACGUAUCCUAAGAAGAGCAUUCUGGAGACUUAGCCCCCGACCAAGGCUACCUCGCCGUGGUCUUCUGAGAACUGCCAUCUUGCUGGAUGUCUGCAGGAGCCCAGUGGACACCUGUGCGCUUCAGUGUUUUUCCCUUAGAAACAAACCAAUUCUUUCCAGUUUUGCUCAACACAAAUCCGGUAUCUUCUAAGCACCUCCAAAGCUAUCGGGAAUUAAUUUAUAAAAAACCCUGAGAGUUCUGGGAUGUGUUGUUUAUUUUUUUUUUUUUUUGCCUUAGCCUUGAAUUUCAAGAGAACAUUAUAAUUGUUCAGAUGUCUUAGAACGAGUCCCAUCUCUGAUCCAACAGAGACUUUUUCCCCCUUGAACUGAGAAGCACACUGUGCAUUUCUUCACCCUGCUGUGAACCACGGUUUGCUCUUUUCAGGGCUCUGUGACAAAUAGUAAAUCACUAGCACUUGCCACUCCUGGGCAUCUCCAUGUCCCUCUCAGAGCUUUGAUUUCCAGAGCUGAGGCCUUUCACUGCAGAGGUGGAAGGGGAGGCACAAGGGCCACUUGGCUCCUGUGUGAGGGUGAGCGCCUGAAGGACACGGGGACCAUCCACCUGCCCUGGCUCUAAACGACAGUCCUCUGUCAUCAGCUCGGCUGCACAGCCCUUUCUCCCUGCCCCACUGUGGCUGGCUCCUUGCCCUGCCUCUGUGCCCCUGGAAUGGCAGGCUGAAGUCAGAAGGGCUAUUUCAGUGGCAACCUCCUCAGUAGGGCUGGGGGAUGCAAGAUUAUAACAUCAGGUUCUCCCUGACACUCCCCCAGCAGCCUGGACAUUUGCCACUGUUCUGCCAUGACAGCCGUCCCCCUUCCUGUGAAGGACAGGGUGACCAACGGUUGUUGGUAUUGGCUCCCAGUGCCUGACAACCCCCAGUUUAUUUGGAGGGCUGGGGAGAAGGCCAGAGACUUGGAUUUCCCUUGACUAAGCAUCAGGGUGCCCACCAGAGUGGGCAGAUUUGGGAAGGACACAAGAAGCAGUGAGGGAGUAGAGAGGAUGGCAGCCCGGGCAGUCGGGCCCAGCCUGGCCACGAGCUGAAUGACCAGCAGUCCAGCUGGGUAACCCUCGUGGCCAAGCAAGACCGAGUGAUUCUCCCCAUUCUCCUGAGGACAGGUGCAGUCUCCCCAGGGACAGAUGGACCUGCUUUAUGAUCCCAGGCAUGUGGUUGAUUCUGGAAGGACGUAUUCACUGUGGUCUAUGCCUCAUGCCCAUCCACACACACACCUCUCAGUGUGUGCCUCAGUUUACUUGGAGAUCAGUCUUAGUUCCAAAGCACCUUUCCUUUCAGACUGACCAAAAUUAGAGUUUGGGAAUCAAAGCUACUUUGAAGUAUCCAGGUAGAAAAAUUCCCUAACACUGACACCACACAGUUAAACACACAUACACACCACCGUUUUUUCCCCUAGAGCAGUUUAUAUCCUUCAGUUUGUUUCUUAUGAUUACAUUAAAAGUGUUUUUUGGUUUGAAUCCCCAAAAGUAAUGAGAUACAGAAAGGUGAAGAUAGCUAAAGAUAAGUAUAAACAUGGCUUUGCAUUUUGUGAAAGAAUUCUAAAAAUGUGUAUAAAGCACCCAUGAUAUUUUAUAAAUUUCUAAUUAAAAUGUUCAAAAUGGAAGGCUGCAUGUUUACUUUUUAGAAAGGAUUGGAGGAGGGAAGGAUGGGGAGGGAAGAGACUGUGCACAUUUGGCUGAGUUACCAGCAACCUUGGAGUUAGGACUUUCGAGAUUGUCAUAGCUUUUAUGAAAGUCCCCCAGUUCAACCCCAAGUAAAUGAGGUUUCAGUGGAAUCCACAUGCUGUGUGGAAGACAGACUGGAACUUUACAUGUGUACUGGUGAAUAUCAAUUUAUUCACAAAUCAGAUAUUGAUAGCCUCUGACUUGAAUCAAACAGCAUAGUUACCACGUGAGAAAUACACAGGAUUUUAUCAACUGAGCUAAGCAGGGUUUGAGAUAUAGUCGAAACUCUGUAGUUGACCACCUCUCUAAAUUGACCACAUCCUUAAGUGGAUCUAAUUUUCAUAGCCUGGACAUGCACCACAUGUACAUCUAUCAGUACAGUAGGCCUAGUUCCUUAUGUUGACCACCUCUGGAUAUUGCCCAGCUUGUUACAGUCCCUUGUGUGGUCAAGUUACAGAGGUUCUACUUUAAUUUCUAUGGGGGAGGAGAUUCCUAAUUAUGCCAGAUGAUUCUAGUUUCUGCCUAAAUCAUGUCCCACUUAGAUCCCAUAAACCCAUUAUUUUUCUGUUUUAUACAGGUGGGGGUCUCACUCUGACCCAGUCUGGAGUGGGUGGAAGAUCAUAGUAAUAGUUCAUAUUGUGUUUCACUGAUUAAUAAUGAGGUUAAGGAUUUUUCCCUAUUUUUGUUGGCUAUUUGUAUUUUGCAUUUUCUCUUUGAUCAGGUAGCUAUGCAAGUUGUUUUUGUUUAUUUUCUGAUGGAUUUUCAGGACUGCUUUAUGUGUUCUCCAUACCACUCCUUCAUCAGACAUAUGUACUGCAAAUAUUUUCUCCCAGUUUGUGUUCUUUGUAUUUUCUUUAUGAUAAUGCUAUUUGCUGUAAACUCUUGGUAAGCAACGUAAGAAUUACCUCUUCUUUUUCUUUAAAAAUGUACCCUAUAACCAGGGUGGCUCACACCUGUAAUCCUAGCUCUUAGGAAGGCUAAGGUGGGUAGAUUGCUCGAGUGCACAGAGACCAGCACCAGCACGAGCAAGACCCCAUCUCUACUAAAAAUAGAAAAAAU
This is a messenger RNA of Nycticebus coucang (slow loris), 3802 nucleotides long. It is a transcript of the gene TMEM231, whose product is annotated as transmembrane protein 231. Gene Ontology annotation, cellular component: ciliary membrane; ciliary transition zone. NCBI's taxonomy places the organism in Eukaryota, Metazoa, Chordata, Mammalia, Primates, Lorisidae. The transcript has 7 exons. Bases 90 to 1040 code for a protein of 316 amino acids. Gene Ontology annotation, biological process: regulation of protein localization; cilium assembly. The record is from RefSeq and is a predicted model, not a curated record.